This is a messenger RNA of Caretta caretta (loggerhead turtle), 7993 nucleotides long. It is a transcript of the gene SRRM2, whose product is annotated as serine/arginine repetitive matrix 2. Gene Ontology annotation, molecular function: mRNA binding. Lineage: Eukaryota; Metazoa; Chordata; Testudines; Cheloniidae. The record is from RefSeq and is a predicted model, not a curated record.
GCCGCGCGGCGGGCGGCGCUAGCGGGGGCGGGGGCAGCUGCUGGCUCGGAGUCAGGCUCAGGCCGAGGCGGCGGCGCGGAGCGAGCGGGCGGCCUGGCUCCGUCUUGCAGGCCCGGGCGGUGCUAGCCUGGCGGCGCCAUGUACAAUGGGAUAGGGCUCCCCACUCCCCGGGGCAGCGGCACCAACGGCUACGUCCAGCGCAACCUCUCGGCCGUGCGGCACAAGAAGGAGCGAACCGACUACAAGUCGGAGGAGGAGCUCAGGAAGCUGGAGUCGUCUCUGGUUAAGAAGCCCAACCAGGAGAUCCUGGACCAUGAGCGCAAGCGGAAGGUGGAGCUGAAAUGCCUGGAGCUGGCCGAGCUCAUGGAGGAACAGGGUUAUGCUGAGGGCGAGAUCCAGGAGAAGGUGGCGACCUUCCGGCUCAUGCUCGUGGAGAAGGACGUGGCUUUGGGCAAGGAGGGGGAGCAGCAGCCUGAGCAGAAACCAGCGGUCACAGAGACCCACCAGCUGGCCGAGGCCAAUGAGAAGAAGAACGAGCGGCUGAGGGCGGCUUUUGGCAUCAGCGAGAAUUACGUCGACGGGAGCUCGUUCGACCCCAGCCGCAGGGCGAAGGAGGCGGCGGCUGCCAAGCAGCAGCAGGAGCAGCAGAAGCAGUACGGCCUGGUCCGUGAGUCCAGCAGCUCCCGCUCUCCAUCCCCCAAGCAGAAAAAAAAGAAAAAGAAGAAAGACAGAGGCAGGUCAGAGAGCAGAUCCCCUUCUCGAAGGGAGAGGAAAAAGAGUUCUAAGAAAAAGAAACACAGGUCUGAGUCAGACUCGAAGAAGAGGAAACACAGGUCUCCCAGUCCCAAGAGCAAACACAAAGCCAAGGAGAAGAAGAGGAAGAGAUCCACCAGCGAGUCGGCAUCCCAGAAGGGCCGAAGAGGUCGCUCGUCCUCUCCAGACUCUUCCUCCUCCUCGGAGAGCUCGCGGAGCAGGUCCCGGAGUGUCACCACUCAGAAACGGGCUUCCCGGCCCAGCGUGAGCCCCGCCGCGCCGCCGCGGAGGAGAGCUGACCCCGAGGGUGCCCCAAAGGAUGCCCCCAAGAGAGAUCACUCAGCAUCCCCCGAGGUCAGCCGGCGUGCACAGAGUGGCAGCCCCCGGGAGGGUCGAGAUAAGCGAGAGAAGCAGUCUUCUCGGCGCUCCCCCCGCCAGCGUUCCUCCUCCCUGUCGCCCGUCUCCGAGGGGAAGCAGAAGGACAAGGAUCACCCCCGGCAGCCAGAGCGCAAAUCCACCCCCACCCUGACCCCGGCGCGUGAGCCACGCCCGCAACGCCGCUCCCCGUCCCCCGAGCCGGCCCGGGAGAGGGCCUCGUCCGGCCACAAGCGCCCACCCUCCAAAGAGACCAAGUCCCCCCGUUCCUCCUCCCCGCCUCCGAAAAAGCCAGUGGCUGAUCGCCCCAAGAGCCCGUCGCUAGUGGCUGUCCCCUCGGCACCGGCCACGACCCGGAAGGCCCCCUCCCCCCAGCCAUCCCGCUCAGGCUCUGAGAGCGACGAAGACUCCUCCUCCUCUUCUCCCGAGCGGGAUAAGCCGGCCCCAAGCAGGCAGGAGAAAUCGAGGGGCUCCCAGCGCCGGGACCGCUCCAGUUCUUCCCCGGAGCCCUCCCAGCCUGCUAAGGCUGCCCCCAAGCCCUCGUCCCGGCGUGAGCGAUCUGGCACCCCCGCGAAGAGCGCCAAAACCCGCUCCCUCUCAAAGAGAGACGCCAAGUCACGCUCGCGGACGCCCCCUUCCCGCAGGGAGCGCUCCCGCACCCCGCCCCGCCGGGGAGGGCGUUCCCGCACCCCGCCCCGCCGGGGGGCCCGUUCACGCACGCCACCGAGACGGGGCCGGUCCCGAUCCCGGAGCCCCCAGUGGAGAGGCAGGUCCCGGAGCCCCCAGAGAUGGGGCCGUUCCCGUUCCCGCACUCCACCCAGGUGGGGCAAAUCCCGUACGCCCCAGAGGAGGGGGAGAUCUCGCAGCCCUCAGAGACGAGGAUGGUCCCGCUCCAGGACACCCCAGAGGCCUGGCUGGUCUAGGAGCAGGAACACGGCGAGGCGGGGUCGGUCUAGAACCCCGCCCCGGCGAGGCAGGUCCCGGUCUAGAACCCCGCCCCGGCGAGGCAGGUCCCGGUCUAGAACCCCGCCCCGGCGAGGCAGGUCCCGGUCUAGAACCCCGCCCCGGCGAGGCAGGUCCCGGUCUAGAACCCCGCCCCGGCGAGGCAGGUCCCGGUCUAGAACCCCGCCCCGGCGAGGCAGGUCCCGGUCUAGAACCCCGCCCCGGCGAGGCAGGUCAGGGUCCUCUCCCAGGCGGGAGAAAUCGCUGAUUUCAGCCAGGAGGAGCCGCUCUGGGUCAUCAGUUGAGCGAAGGAAGAAAUCCAGGCUGCUCCUGCGGAGGAGCCGGUCAGACUCGUCGCCAGAAGUAAAGCAGAAAUCCAGGAAAGUGUCAAGACGCAGCCGCUCCACAUCGUCCCCUCGCCUACGGAAGAAAUCCAGAUCAUCACCUCGGAGGAGCCGCUCUGGCUCAUCAUCUCGGCCAAAAAAGAAAUCCAGAUCUUCCCCUCGGAGGAGCAGGUCAGGGUCGUCUCCAGCGCUGAAAAAGAAAUCCAGAACGCCGUCCAGGAGGAGGAGGAGGAGGUCUGGAUUGUCUCCGGCACUCAAAAAGAAAUCCAGAACACCACCUAGAAGAAGCCGGUCUGGAUCGUCUCCAGAAGUGAAGAAGAAAUCCAGGUCAUCCCCCAGACGAAGGAGAUCUGGAUCUUCUCCAUUGGCGAGAAAGAAAUCCAGAUCACCGCCGAGACGAAGCAGGUCUAGGUCUUCGCCAGUGUUGAAGAAGAAAUCUAGAUCACCGCUGAGACGAAGCAGGUCUAGGUCCUCACCAGUGUUGAAGAAGAAAUCUAGAUCACCCCCAAGACGAGGCAGAUCUGGGUCCUCUUCAGUGGUGAAGAAGAAAUCCAGAUCACCACCUGUGAGAGGCCGAUCUGGGUCUUCUCCAGCCGUGCGAGAGAAAUCUAGAUCGCCCCCGAGACGCAGCAGAUCUGGAUCAUCUCCAGCAUUGAGAGAGAAAUCUAGAUCGCCCCCAAGACGCAGCAGAUCUGGAUCAUUUCCAGCCGUGCGAGAGAAAUCAAAAUCGCCCCAGAGACGCAGCAGAUCUGGAUCAUCUCCAGCCGUGCGAGAGAAAUCUAGAUCGCCCCCAAGACGCAGCAGAUCUGGAUCAUCUCCAGCCGUGCGAGAGAAAUCUAGAUCACCCCCGAGACGCAGCAGAUCUGGAUCAUCUCCAGCAGUACGAGAUAAAUCUAGAUCGCCCCCGAGACGAAGCAGAUCUGGAUCAUCUCCAGCAGUACAAGAGAAAUCUAGAUCGCCCCCGAGACGAAGCAGAUCUGGAUCAUCUCCAGCUGUGCGAGAGAAACCAAGAUCACCCCUGAGACGAAGCAGAUCUGGAUCCUCACCAGAACAGAGAGAGAAAUCUAUAUCACCUCCUGCGAGAGGCAGGUCUGUUUCCUCUCCUGGGUUGAAGAAGAAAUCCAGUUCUCCUCAAAGGCAAAGUGGGCUUGGAUCUUCACCAGCAGUGGAAGGGAAAUCCAGAUCUUCUCCAGGGAGAAGCAGAUCUGGAUCCUCUCCAGAAUUGAAGAAGGUGUCUAAGACCUCUCCAAGACACAGUGGUGCCGUGUCUUCUCCAGUGGUGGAAGAGAAAUCUAGCUUGCUUCCAAGAUGUAGCCAGUCUGGAUCCUCUCCAGAACCGAUGAAGAAAUCCAGAUCGCCGCCUGCGAGAGGCAGGUCUGGAUCCUCUCCAGAGCUAAAUGAUAAAUCUAGCUCACCACUCCCAAGGCAUAGCCAAUCAGGAUCUUCUCCAGAGCCAAAAAAGAAAUCCAGAUCACCUCCAAGAUGUGUUAAGCCUGGUGCUUCUCCAGUGGUGAAGGAAAAAUCCAGAUCUCCUCAGCCAUGGCAAAGCCGAUCCGGAUCCUCUCCAGAAGUGAAAAAGAAGUCCCCAUCUCCGCCCAUGAGAGGGGUCUCUGCAGAGCAAGCAAAAUCCAGAUCACCUCCCUCACUGAGCGGAUCUGGAUCAUUGUUGACACUGAAAGGGAAAUCCAGUUCGCCCCCAAGACGCAGCCGAUCCGGAUCCUCUCCAGGGUCAGGAAGCAAGCUUGGGGCAGUUUCAAAACACAGCAGGCCCGUGGUUUCUCCAGAAGCUACAGAGUUAGUGAGGAUUUUAGCAGGUCAGGUCAAGCCGAUGUCUCCUGAGACAAAAGACAAAUAUGGAAUGUCCCCAAGAAGGAGCAGAUUGGGGUCGUCCCCUGGCAUCAGAGAGAAAUCCAGAACACCUCCAAGCAGCUCAGAGUCUUCUCCAGAACGGGCAGAAAUAUCCUCAUCACCUCUGAGACGCAGCAGAUCUGGCUCGCCCCCGAGGCCGCGAGAGAAGUCCCGAUCGCCCCCGAGGCCGCGAGAGAAGUCCCGAUCGCCCCCGAGGCCGCGAGAGAAGUCCCGAUCGCCCCCGAGGCCGCGAGAGAAGUCCCGAUCGCCCCCGAGGCCGCGAGAGAAGUCCCGAUCGCCCCCGAGGCCGCGAGAGAAGUCCCGAUCGCCCCCGAGGCCGCGAGAGAAGUCCCGAUCGCCCCCGAGGCCGCGAGAGAAGUCCCGAUCGCCCCCGAGGCCGCGAGAGAAGUCCCGAUCGCCCCCGAGGCCGCGAGAGAAGUCCCGAUCGCCCCCGAGGCCGCGAGAGAAGUCCCGAUCGCCCCCGAGGCCGCGAGAGAAGUCCCGAUCGCCCCCGAGGCCGCGAGAGAAGUCCCGAUCGCCCCCAAGACGCAGCAGGUCGGGCUCAUCUCCCAGGCCUCGAGAGAAAUCCCUAUCUCCUGCAAGGUAUGGCAGUUCUGGCUCAUUUCUGAGAUCUAGAGAGAAAUCCAGAUCGCCUGCAAGGUACAGUAUAUCAGGCUCGUCCCUAAGACUUCGAGAAAAAUCCAGAUCUCCUCCAAGGCGUGGCAGGUCCGGCUCAUCCCCGAGACCUCGAGAGAAGCUGGGGGCGUCUCCCAGAAGCAGCCGCUCUGGGUCGUCUCCAGAGAGACCCAAGGGCCCGACGAGGCGUGGUCGGUCCAGCUCCCCCUCCAGAAGGGGGAAGUGGAGAUCUUCCCUGCGGCGAGGAAGAUCUGGGUCGUCGCCCAGGAGAACCCGCUCCCGGUCCAUCUCCAGACGAGGCAAAUCCAGAAGCUCCCUGCGGAGGGACCGAUCCAUCUCGUCGCCCGGCAGGAGCCGCUCGAGAUCCACCUCGCGAUUCUCCCGCCGCCGGGAGCGCUCGCCGUCCUCGCCCCGCCGCGGCAGAUCCCGCACGCCGCCCCGCCGAGCCCGAGCGGGGUCUUCCCCCCGGCGCCGCGGCUCCCGGCAGCCCCGCUCCCGCUCCCCGCCGAAACUGGACGUCUCCCGCACUCCAGCCUCUUCCUACCGUGGCCGCUCGAAGGCGUCACCAGCCAGGACCCGCUCAGGCUCGGGAUCACCGAAACGAGCCGGGAGGAGGUCCCGCUCACCGCCGGUGCUGGAGAAAUACCCCAAAGUGGGAGCAGCUGACAAGACAGCACCAGGCAGAGCUGAGAAGACGUCGCCCGUGGUGGUGGUGCCCAUCCGGCGCAGUCCGUCCUGCUCCCCGCCGGCGCCGGACGAGGCCUCCCCCAAAGUCAGGAAAGCCCAUUCCCCUGCCCCCAAGAUCCACUCCCCACGGCCAGAGGGGUCUCUGGGAGCGGUGAGGAAUGGGGGUCCAGCGCCCGCCUGGACCCUGAACUCCUGCCCUGUCGCCCCUGGGGGCUCCCCACCUGCCGGCCGCCUCCCCCCAGCCAAAGGGCCAGAGAAAGUCAGAUCUUCCUCCUCUUCCUCUUCCUCCUCCUCCUCUGCAUCCCACAAGGUGCCCAGCCCCCUGCCCGCCCCACUCCCGGUGCUGCCCCCCAAGGAGGAAGACAGGGAAGGGCCAAAGGUCAAGUCGGAGCCGCCAGCCCCGGAGGGGCCCGGGGAGCUACCAGACAAAGCCCGGAGUGGAGUCCCCAAGCUGCUGGUGCCGCUGCCGGUGCCCCCCCGCACCCCGUCCAAAGAGAAGAGGAGCUCGUCCACCUCCUCGUCGUCCUCCUCGUCGUCCUCAUCCUCUUCCUCGUCCUCUUCCUCCUCCUCCGACUCCAGCUCCAGCUCUUCGGAGUCCAGCCACGACUCUCCAGCGAGCAAGGGGCCCGACCUGGAGACAGCGAAGAAAGAGCCCCUGAGUCCGGCGCAGAAGGAGCUGGCCCGCGAGGGGCGCCCCCUGGAGGUGGCCAAGCGGAAACGCCGUUCCCGAAGCUCCAGCAGCUCCAGCAGCAGCUCAACGUCUUCAUCCUCCUCGUCGUCCUCCUCGUCGUCGUCCUCCUCCUCGUCCUCCUCCUCCUCGUCCUCUUCUUCCUCCUCCUCCUCUUCCUCCUCCUCUCCUAAGCCGGGGCCCCAGCCACAGCCGAAGGCGGCCCCCAAGAAGCUCUCGCCUGAGCAGAGGCGCUCCCGGAGCCCCCGGAAACCGAUCGACUCCCUGCGUGACUCGCGCUCUCUCAGCUACUCCCCGGCCGAGCGGCGCCGGCCCUCCCCCCCGGAGCCCCCCCCGGCCCAGCGGGAGCGGCACAGUGACAAACCCUCCCAGAGGAGCCGAGGAACCAACAGCCGCUCCCCGGGUCGCAAGCGCAGGCGGGAAACGCCCAGCCCCCCCCACGCUGCCCGUCGCCGAGCGUCCCGGUCGCCGUAGCCCGCGGGGCUCCGCCCAGCCUCCAGCAGCAGCGCCCUCUAGCAGCGGCACCGGCAGCAGCCUCCUCUGUUUCCAUUGGUUCCUUCCUUCACUUCCCCCUCCCUCAUUGGUCGGCGGCUACGUCCCGCCCCCUCGGCUGCCGGGGCCCCGCCCCGUUGUGACUCGAAUCUCGUUUUUUUCCCAUGUGAGCGUUUCAGUUUUUUCUCUUCUGUGAGUUUUACCGAUAAAAAAACCCGACAAAACUUCUGUGUUUUGAGACAAGUGGGGGGUGGGGGGGGAGUUGGGUUGAUUUAGACAAAAAAUGGUUAAAGAGGAAAACACAAAAAAAGUGGGGGGGGGUUGGGGGGGGAACUGAAAAAGCCGGCUUGAUUUAGUGUUUCUCAGUCGGGGGGCUGGCGAGAUCCUGCUUCUCCGGCAGAGACCUGCAUGGCAUGGGAUGGCAUGCGUCCCCCUACAUUUCUGAGGUGCAUCGCCCCUCUUUGAAGCACCCCCAAUUUUCAGGGGGUGAAUCCCCCCAAAUCUCGGGUUUAGAUCACCCCUUUCUUUUGCAGCCCCCUCCAAAUUUUAGGGGGUAGAUUGUUCCGCUUUCACUGGCAGCUGCUCCAGAAUCUCAGGGGGCGCUCUUGUUGCGAGCACCCCAAAUUUCCAGGCCCAUAUCCCCCUUCCCAGCCCCCCCCAAAUUACUCUGAUUGGGGGCAAGGAAGUGAUUUUGAGUUCUCCUUGCCGUUAAAAUGUGGGGGAGCGCCUCUUCGGGCUCACGGUGGGGGUUCUCGCUAUCGAUAUUUGGGGGGAUGUUAGCAGGAGCAUCCUGAGUUCCAGGGCACAGUCUGCCCUCUUCUCAGGAGCCACCCCCAAAAUUAGACUCCUUUUUAGGGGAGCAUAUGUGCUUUCAGUUAAAUUUGGAGCACCUCGUCUGAUGUGUGGAGGGGGCAGAGUUGGGGGUUCACCGGACCCCCCAAUAAAGGAUGUGAGGGGGGGCUCUUUGAACCCCAGAACAGCAGUUUGGGGGCACCGUCAGCAGAGCCCAGAUCUGCGGUUUUGGAGCGUGAGUGGCUGUGCCGCGGGCCCCACAGUUUUGGGGGGGGUGGUGAGCCGGCUGAGAAACCCUAAAUCGAAGGGCAGAUUGGGGGGUGGGGCGGGGGGUGGGGCAGAGAGUUUUCUUCACGUUUCUUAAAAGCGUUCGAUUUUUUUUUUAAUCUGUACAGCAAGGAGACAUUUUUCUGUGAAAUAAACUACGAAAUGCAGA